This is a messenger RNA of Porites evermanni, 3848 nucleotides long. Lineage: Eukaryota; Metazoa; Cnidaria; Anthozoa; Scleractinia; Poritidae. The record is from the annotation of a GenBank genome assembly.
AUGCGAUUUUGGCCCAGUGCUGCUUUCUCUGUGGCUCUCAUGUUGCACGUGGCUAAUGGCGCUAAAAUUACAAACAGCUCGACUCCAGUUCGCACCAACAGAAAUGGUGAAACAAUUGUAUGCAACCAGUACAUUGGACAGGGAGUUGAAACUAGCGAUGCUAUCAAGAAACUUGAUGAAAAGUUAGACCAGCUAAUUAAACUGCUACAGCCCCCUGCUUUUCCAGGUAAGAUGCAUUCAACUAUAGCUUCUAAUUUUCAUGACUUCAUCUACGAAAGUUUACAUUUUCUAUGUUAUACUAGUCAAUUUAGCAAUAAGUGCAAGGAAGUAGCGGGCAAAAGCAAACAUGACGACUAAGGCAAUGAGAACGUCAAAAGCAAUUGGUUUUAUGAGCAAACAAAUUGCUCUGCACGUGCAUCACAUUUUUUGGUAUCUUUUUAUCGACGUCCACGGCUCCAGGAUAACAAAGAAAAGAAACCCUGAGCGCUUACCAUUUGUAUGGAAAAACCCGGAAAUUCCGGGGAGAAUUCAAAUGGAACGGUUCAUCCUGGUGGAAAUAUUCCGGAAAAAAAGUAAUACCUUUCAAGGUAUUACCUUUUUCCCGUUUUUACCGAAACGACCGAAAUUUUCUGUACCAUUUAUCUGAAUUACUAGUCCCAGGCUUCAUGUCGAGAGAAAGAGAAAAAUCUACCGGUAUGUUGUAAAUGGUACAACUCAAUCCCGUUCCUGUUUUCGGCACCAAAAAAAAUACAAGUAACAUUUGACGGAAACUUUUCACCGAAAUUUCCGUACAAAUGGUAAGAGCUGCCUGAGUACAAUUUACACAAAGGAGCACAAAAUUUCCAAAAAAAAUCAAAUGGUUCACGACAUUCCGUUUACCAAAGCUUCAGAAGAUGUCGACUGUCGUUCGAGGCGAUGUACGGUUUUUCUACUCAUUUUAGUAGCUUUAUCUGAUUUGGCGACACUUUGAAGCGGCUCUUCUAUCACAAGGUCAUAUUAAAGUCCAUCACUGUUUUUAUCGGAUGAUGAAAAUCACCAAGACCGAGGCAGUGUUAUCCCGUUUUCCUAUUCUUCGGAAUCUUUGACACUUUGACUUUAGGUCCUCAUUCGAACAACAGUUAGCACAAAAUGGUCACAUGACCAUGCUGGUCACAUGGUCAGUGGUCAUGUGACCUACUGCAGUCGCCAUUUGGACAAAGACAACGAUGUUGAUGCUGUCGAAACAUCUAUUUAAAAAGAUUUACCUUGUUUAAAAAAAUUAUUUUUUCUAGGAUACACUGUACCUAAUAUCAUUGCCUUACUUCUUACAGCUUCAACGUGCAAAGACGUUUAUGAAAAGAAUUUGUAAGUACAAGCGAUAGAAAAUAACCUACUAUAAAAAGACACUCAGCCGCAAAUUUUGAAAUGUACUUUUAAAAUCUCUGAGCGUUCCCAACUAAAAUUGCUAAAAUUUCUUCUUAAUUUUCUCUAUCCAUUUGCAAGUUAAAUACACGAAAAUCGCGGAAGUGAACGUUGAGGAGAUUUUCUGGAUAACAAAACAAGGUAAUUGCUAUAAAAUCAGUAUUAUUUAUAUUAAAAUGACAAAAAUAGCAGUAAAUCAAAUACUUAAACACGGAAGGUCGGUAAUAAACGAAGAAAAGAAACUUAAUGAAUUUAUUCAGGAGUGUUCGCUAUGGUCAAGUGUUUUUUGGAGUCAGUGAAAUGUACUAAAUCUCUGAAUUAUAUAAAAAUUGGAGUUCCUGAUGUUUACACAAGACUCUGGACUUAUAACAGAAUCACUGCGGAUAAAACCAUUUUCAAAAGAUUGUAAAGAGCAAUCAGUGAAGAAGGUCGAUUGCCUAGUGUCAAAUGUGUGCACGACAGAAGCAAGUUUCAAUUGUCAUCCCUUCACUUCUAACUACCCGCUCAAUUUAUCUCCUUCGUAAAUAUUUUUUUCGGUGAAUAAAGGCAUUCUAUCUAGUCUACAAAACCUCAGAGCUAAAGACAAAUGCCAAACGGCAGUGUAAUUUAUAAGUUGUAAAAACAAUCCAAUAACGUAACGGUCACAUAAAAACAAGGAAAUAAAGAAGGGUUUUUGAUAUCCAGUUUUCCUAGGCUUUGCACAAACAUUUCCUAACGUCGUUGCAGCUUCAGCUCAACUGCGUCGAUCCGUAUACCCAACUCCAAAACAUAUUCUCAUACCCGUAACAAAGAAAACCACACAUAAUUCUUAAUUCGCCACAUUUGUUAAGAAACUAGGCUGCUCUACAAAAAAGAAGCAGACUAUGUCAUUAUGAACGAAUUUAGCCAUUUUGGUGGCAUGUUUGUCUGACCAGGUCCAAAGGAAACACAGCGUAUUUGCUGGAUGUUGGGUCUACAAAGGUUCCCGUAUACUGUCACAUGACCACGCUUGGUCUUGAUGCAUGCGGAGGAGGUGGAUGGACGCUGGUCAUGAAGAUCGAUGACUCAAAGGUAUUAUCAGUAAAUUAUCCUCACAAGUAGCACAGUCUUUUACCACCUAACUGCCACUGUAAACUGAAGGUAAACUUUCAGUGCAAGUCAAGAGUCCAACGCAAGUGGAAAAAGGAAAUUAGUCUGCGUACUUUAAAAAGUGUCAGCUCAAUGAUGUAUCAUUUCACUGUAUUAGUACCAGACAAGGUACUAAGGAAAUAAUAUCUGAGGACAAGAUUAGUAAACUCCAAGAUGUGACUGUACCAUAUUUGUCGAACAGAUAAAAGAGCAAAGCGGUGGUACUUUAUAUAAAUGAUGUUUGUUUUUUUUUUGGUCAGGACGAUUGAUGGCUCAAAGGUAAUAAAAGUUAAAUGUUCAAAAGCUGAUUAACUAUGUGGUCACUCAUCAACAAGCUUACUCCCCCUAGUAAGGUAAACUUUUGAUGCUGGAGCAAAAUGCAAGGAGUCCAAUGCUUAUCUGUUUGAAGACUAGUACAUGAAAGACAUAUUCAGCUUAAGACAAAGUAUGAAGUGAGGCAGUAGUAAUAGACUAGACAAUACUAGGGAGCUGAAGCAAAGGCGUUUUUCAGUGACGCAAGUCAACCGGAAGUAAAGUCUUUUCCCUUUUAUUAUGCCUCAAACGCUACCAAAUUUGUAUUGCUAAGUGUGUUGACUCUGAGGGAGACCAUUUGCCCGAUAAUUUCGGCAAAACUACCGCCCAAGGAUGCAAAAGCUCUACUUCCGGUUGACGUGCGUAGCCGCUUAAAAACGCCUUUGCUUCAUCUUCCCAGUGAGACCAAUUGAAAGGACUAGACGUGCAUGGCUUUCAGAGAAUAUUUCAGAGCCCAAAGAGAUACAACAACAAACUGACAAACUACUCUUUGUUUCAAUUGCACCCAGAAAACCUUUCACUACAAUUCCAAUCUCUGGAGCAACAAAGUCGACUUCAACCUUCCAGGAGGGAAGACUGGGUUGGACACUCACGAGACCAAGUUACCGACUUAUUGGAACACACCGUUUAACAAGAUCUGUCUUGGAAUGAAGAUCGGUCAGCAGCUCAAGUCUGUCGUCAUCAACCAUCAAGCCAGAUCCCUGUAUUCACUGAUCGCAGAUGGCAAAUAUCGCGCCUCCUCACCGGGCCGUAACACGUGGAAGAAGCUCAUUGGGCCUCGCGCCUCUUUACAACCCAACUGUAACAAGGAAGGAUUCAACGUUCUAUGCACCGAUAGCAACCACUCCAAAGCGAGAAUUGGUAUCGUUGGUAACAACCAAAAUGUCUGUAGCAGUUGCGACUCCAGGAUCGGGUUUGGCACUGGAGGGCUCUUUGAUGACUACAACACGUGUGGCAACCAAGCUACUCACGGUGGAGAUAAUGGCGACCAGCACAUCAAAGCGAUGGGAUACAUCUUGGUUCAAUAA